Psilocybe cubensis is the source of this 1380-nucleotide messenger RNA. Its product is annotated as O-methyltransferase. Gene Ontology annotation, molecular function: methyltransferase activity. The transcript has 5 exons. Lineage: Eukaryota; Fungi; Basidiomycota; Agaricomycetes; Agaricales; Agrocybaceae. The coding region runs from base 1 to 1380 and encodes 459 amino acids. The record is from RefSeq and is a predicted model, not a curated record.
AUGACGAUCUCGGCGCUGAAAAGUCUGGAUGCUAUCAUAGGCGACACGAUAGCGGAUAUCGAGAGGGUGUAUGCUGCGUACCGCGGUGGAGAGGCGGCGUCUGGGUCUGGGGUUAUGUCUGGGUCUGGGAUUAGCUCGCCUCGCUCGAGGACACCGGAGCCGCAGCAUGACUGGGAAGCGAGGAUGGAUGGAGGUAGUUUGAAGUCGAAGACGGAUUUGGAGGACGAAAUCGAGCUUGAGAACAAGAAUGAGAAUGAGAACGAGAACGAGAAUGACGGCGACACGGAUCGGGUUCAUGAGAAUGAGGGUGAGGGUGAGGACGCGAAUCUGGGUCUGGGGCAGAAGGAUGGCGCGCGGGCGCGGGGUAUCCAUGAUGCUUCGUCAACUUGCACAGCUACAACCACAACCACAAUUCCAACUACGCCUACAACGACAGCUACAAUCACAAUCCCCCCCGCCGGGCACGCCAGGACGAACGCAGUCUCACCCGCGUAUGCGUAUGUUUCUCCGCCUCCGUUGCCUUCUGCAUAUACAUAUAUAUAUAUAUACAUGUCUGCAGAUGCAGCUGCGGAUGCGGCUACGGCUACGUCUCUUGAAGUAGGAGUGGAGACGCCCGCUAAGAACGCUGAGAACAAGAAGGAGGGCGAUGGGAAGGAGAAUGGGAAUGGUGAUGGGAUAUUUGAGAAUCCGAGGAUUGUUACGACGGAGUGUACACCACCUGGAACAGGAAUAUUGCACGCUGUAUCGACGUCCACGUCAAGGCGCGUCUCGCCAGUAUCAGCACCUCUUACAUGCGAACCCACCGCGUCUUUACCACAACACGUACCCGUACCCGUACCACCACCCGCACCACCACCACCACCACCAACUUCAAAUCCACCAUCACCACCACCUCCAAACCCACAUACACCCGACUUCCCCUCCCUAGACAACCCCUACAACCCAAGCUCGCUCAGCGAGGCGCUGACAGCGCACCCGGCGGUGCAAGCUGCGAUAUGCCGCAUUGUCGCUGCGGCGGGUCAGCUCGCUGCGAGUGUGCAGGUUCCGUUUUUGACGCUUUGUGAUGCUGGUUUGAGGUAUCACUUACCGUCGUGUAUGCGGUUGGUAGAGGGGUCGCAUGUUGUUGAGAUUUUGCGUGAGGCUGGGGAGAGAGGGAUGCAUGUGGAUGGAAUUUCGAAGCGGAAUGGUGUGCAGGCUUCCAAUCUUGCACACGUCCUACGAUUACUCGCGACGCAUCUUAUACUACGUGAAAUUUCCCCGGAUGUGUUUGCGCUGGAUCGGAUUUCGUCGAUGGUUGAUUCUGGGAAGAGUGUGGAGGAGUUGAGGAGGUUUCAAGAGAAUGGGGGUGCUGAUUUGGACACACCAACGCGUUUGAUAUGA